Sycon ciliatum is the source of this 1112-nucleotide messenger RNA. RefSeq lists its product as uncharacterized. NCBI's taxonomy places the organism in Eukaryota, Metazoa, Porifera, Calcarea, Leucosolenida, Sycettidae. The coding region runs from base 60 to 1112 and encodes 350 amino acids. The transcript is spliced from 6 exons. The record is from RefSeq and is a predicted model, not a curated record.
ACAAAUUGGCGGGCAGUGGGGGUAAGAGUACAUUUCAAAAAGAGUAUCAGAGUGGGCGAAUGCCAAUAACGACGAUGGCAUUCAGCAGGAGUACCAGUGCGCAGCGAGUGGAUUUUAGAGCAUGUUGGCACGUAGCGGUAUUCGUGUUAUUGCAGGUCCAUGUAGGGACAGGUCAAUAUCCCGUUCUCAUUGCUGCUGGUACAGGGCAAGCAGCGCCAUUCAGAAUGACAUUUGGCGAUGGGCAGACUACCGCUGGCGUUCUCAGCUACUUGCCGGUGUGUAUUGUGACCAGUGGAUCAGCACCGUUCAUUCGACUAGAGAAGACUGAUGGUAGCCUGGUGCUGGGUGUGACCGGUUCGUUCACCGGUUUUGGCAGGGCCCCUUUGAACACCACAGCACACCCUUCACUCAACGCAUCAUACACUGGAGUGUACCAUUGCCGAACCGACGCCCGCUACUCACCACAGUUGUACCAGCUCAAUGUUGUGGCUCGACAGAUUCGGUCCUCAUUCCCUACGUCACUGCCACUAGUUUACAUGGAUGGCAAUCACACCAUAUCAUGCAUGUCAAGUGGCAAUUUCCCUCUCAAAGUAUCUUGGAACACAACACUAUCUCCGGAUUCUGAGCUGAUUCGGACAAUGACAUCGGCGAAUAUCGUACAUUCGACGUUCAGCUUCAAGCUGAACGACCCACAGUUCGUAAUAACAGAGCGUGAUACGUCCGGUGUUGCCUUCAACGUAACCUGUAACACCUGGUAUACUACAAACUUCGACUGUGUUGCAGCGGGCUCAAUUCCUGCACGACCUCACGAUGUGAUUCAAAGCUGUUUAAGUUCCUCCCAGCCAGUAUCUACGACUGUUUCUGUCAUUCUUCAAGCACCACGCUGUAGCGCACUACACACUCUCAACCUGAAUGUGAAUGUGACGUCAUCAACACCUAGCAAGAGAGGCAGCAUUGUGAAUGUGCAGUGCAUUCCUCCAUACAAUCUAACCAAUGGAGUGCAGCAGGUCACGUGUUUGGCAAACGGAUUUUGGACAGUUCUCCCGACGUGUGUUGCCAAUCGCAGCCAAAGAGCCGAUACAUACGGUUUGCAGGAAUUUGUCAUCCUCUAG